AUGUCCGACGACGCCUACAUGUCCUUCCUGGACAAAGCCAACGCAGACCUGAACAGCGCGCGCGCCGAAAAGGCCCGUCGUGCGUCGGUCGCCCGCACCGAAACCGUGCACAUGAACGUGCGUGUGCCCACGCCCCUCACCUCCGUGGACGUGUACUACGUCUCCGAGACGGACGAACCGUUCGAGCCGGUCACGCUGCGGUGGGAAGGGGCGACGAAGGGGGUAUGGCCGGACGCUGAUCAUUUCUCGAACCUGAUCUCGCCCAACGCCGACCUCUCCAGCGCCAUCGAGACUAUCUCGCCAUCUUCGUUUGACCCGAAGAACCAGUACGCGGCGGCGCUGCGGGCUGUGCGCGCUGCGGCGUCGCAGGCGUCUGGCGGGGAGGAGGCGGGCGUCGAGGUGAAGGUGUACCGCGUGCAGGUGGGAAGCAGUCGGGUGGAAUAUUAUGUUUUGGCGUUGGAUGUGGAUGAGGGGUUGGUGGUUGGGUUGCGGGCGAAGGCGAUUGAGAGUUAG
Aspergillus terreus NIH2624 is the source of this 513-nucleotide messenger RNA. RefSeq lists its product as uncharacterized. The transcript has 2 exons. The record is from RefSeq and is a predicted model, not a curated record. NCBI's taxonomy places the organism in Eukaryota, Fungi, Ascomycota, Eurotiomycetes, Eurotiales, Aspergillaceae. The coding region runs from base 1 to 513 and encodes 170 amino acids.